ACGCAGUCCGGCGAGUACCGCGCGGCGCUGUAGAUUCGAUUUUCGACCGGUGAUCGUGACGGACGCUCUACAAUAAUAAUUUAUCAUUAUAAUAAUAAUACUGUAUCAAUAACAGUUGUGCACCUUUUCGUUACCUUUUUCUCCUCACUGUUUUCGCUACGUCUUGUUGUAUUUAAUAUUGUUUUACAUCCGUUCGGUUUUUUUUUCAUUUUCAUUAAACACGCCAAUACUCAAUUCGUUGUUUUUAUCAUCGUCUAUGUAAUUAUAUGUAUAUACGCUCGUAUAUUAUAAUAAUUAAAUUAAUUUAAUGUCGCGAUUGGUUUUCUAUCGGUUUUUAAGAUUUUAUAUACGCGCGUCGCGCCAAACGUAACAACAACAAAUCGCAAUACAAUUAUUUGUUAUUAUACAUUACAUAUUACGUACAUCGUCCGUUUGUGCCUAUUACCUGUCUGCGAUAUAUAAUCAUCCGCGUGUAUAAAAUAUUAUACAUACAACCGUCGUAAAUCGCAAUAUUUUAAUAUAAUAUAAUAUUAUAUUUAAAUAUCAUAUUAUUGUGUCACGGCGUUCCGCGGCAGGCAUGGAUUGCAAGAGUUUAACGAUAAGAAAAGCUUCGCGCACGUUGCAGUAGAUAGGUCAAGCAAUGGGCCUAGAUGGGGCCAAAGCGUUAAUGGUUUUGAUUCUUUACGCGUUGAGGCUUCAACAGAAGGCUCACGCAGACAUCAAAGUGGGUAACGCCAUCAACGUGUUUAAUCGUUAUGGAUACUUCAGCAUAAGUAUGAGGGUAGUCCCCAGAAAUGACACAGAUCAUUCAUGGAUAUUCAGAGAACCCACGGUGGACGUGUUUACGAAUUUACCGGAAAAACAAAGCCUCAAAAGAAGCAUCGGAGUGGGAGGAAAUCAAGUCUUCCAAGGAGACUUCCACAUGGAAUUUUGUGAUAAUGUAAAACAAUUAUUGCAAGCCUACUUUAGAGAUUUUUCUGUAGAAAGGCUGGAGAAACCGUGGCAGGCGUUUACAGGAAGCUGGUCCAAAUUUACGAUAGCUAGAAAUUUAGGUUUAGAUGUGUCUUAUGUAACCGGCGAUCAUUGUUAUGUUCUCGUCAGGGUGGCUAGGCAUAGGGAGACUGCUAAUUUAGCAAUGGAUAUGGAGAGCACCGACCUUCACGAACCAGUGGCCAAACAGGUGGCCUCUGUUAAUGUCGGCGAUAGUUUGUCGGUCAUUGAAUUCGUCAGGAGUUUUGGAUCUCAUUACGUGACGUCAUAUGUCACAGGCAAUUCUCUCUAUCAGGUGUAUGUAUACGCUCCAAAUGCUUACAAAGUAAUAAAAGAACGUUUAAAAACAAAAGGCGUAUCGCAGAUCUCUAAUCAAGAGUUGAUUGGAUACUUUUCACCAUGGUAUGCAGAACAUGUGGGUAAAAUACAAUCAGCUAGUGGUAAUGCAACAGUUGAAAAUUGGGCACACCAAAGGCUAAGAGUGAAAUUUUUUGUCUUUGGAUUCGCCUCAUUACUAAAAUUACACGGAGAUACAAAACUGUUAAGUGAACUGAAUGGAAUGUUAGGCAAUGAAGCAUUACUUAAGCUUGACUUAAGAACCUUGGCGCCGGCUUUUAAAGACAUUCAAAAACGAGCUUGGUUCCACGAAGUAAUGGAUAAUAAUUUAAAAUUAUGGGAAGUUAAUAUGUAAUAAAAAUAAUUCCUAAAAAAUCCAAUAUUACGAUGUAUUUAUUAUAAUUAGUAAGGUACCUCCAACUUUCGCUCAAAUGCCAAAUACUAAUGUACCUAAAAUCAUUACCUAUAUAAUAUUAGUAUGUUUUUUUGUUGAGCAAUAAAU
Messenger RNA from Melanaphis sacchari, 1828 nucleotides. It is a transcript of the gene tsl, whose product is annotated as torso-like protein. NCBI's taxonomy places the organism in Eukaryota, Metazoa, Arthropoda, Insecta, Hemiptera, Aphididae. Bases 641 to 1681 code for a protein of 346 amino acids. The record is from RefSeq and is a predicted model, not a curated record. The transcript is spliced from 5 exons.